AUGAGCUGGAAGUCGAUUGUUUCACGUGCUGAGAGUCUUCUUGGUGGUCGAGCACCUGCAGUUGACCUUUCCUUACUUGGAAAAUCCGAGUCAACCCUCCUCAUCGACCGAGUUCGAAGUCUUGCGGCCACGACUAAUCACAAAUUGGUCCCUGUUAUAUGCGCAGAACUCCAAAACAAUCCGCACAAUAAUAUUAAGUAUCCAAAAUGGCCAGCAGCUUUUUCUACCAAAAGCAAAACAUCAAUGUUCCCACAAAGCCUGCUUAUUCCCAUGGUUGGCCAGUUGUGUCUUGAAAAAAUUGAUGUUGAUUUACUUGUGCUUCAUCGAAAAAUGGGGAACAUCUUCGCUACGAUUAACUUGGCUCUUGCUUUACACAGGACGAUUGCUGAUCUGUCUGUUCCACAAACUGAAUUUGACCGUGAUAACUGGCUCAAAAACAUGGAAUCCGGAAAUAACUUCGCGGUUCUUGCGGGUGAUAUUUUACUGGCUUCGGCAUCCUUAGAACUAGCAUCUUAUCGAAUUCCCAAAGUGGUUGAAACUAUUUCCGUAGCUAUCACUGAUGCUGUGCGAGCAGAGUUCUCUGACCUCAUGGUUGAACCAGCCGGUAAUGUCACUCGCUCCGAAAGUGUGUCACUUCUCAAACAGUGGCUUGACCAUAUCACACUUAGGCAUGGCUCUUUACUUGGCGAAUGCUGUGCGGCAACUGUGGUUUUGAAUUCGCCCACUACCUUCAAUGAGAAAUUAUCAAAAACCGCAAGACAUUUUGGCACCACUUGGGCAUGUCUUUCAAGGUUGAUAGAAGAAAGAGCUUUUUUUAAUCAGAUGUGUAUUCUACGGUGUUUGGGAGGCGACUUACCAAUGGUUCCCCACAUUACGUGUAUUCUUACAUCAUCUUGCCUUCGAUUGAAGGUCAGUGCUUCUAAUCGCCCAAGAACCAUGACUGCUAUCGGAUUUACUGAAAGCGGUCUUCCAGAGCCAACCCUGGCCGAUCUCUGUUGGAUUUCACUAGAGGAUGACAGUGAAGCCACAAAACUUUACUCGUAUUCAAUGAAUUCACUGUCAGCUCAACUACAAAACGCCUUUCGAGACCUCACGCGAACCAAAGAAGCGACAGACGGUGUUCAUGCUCUUGCGAAGGAAUCUGUUGAUUUCCUACUCUCCGAAGCUGGUUGCCAAAACAAUUGUGAUUGA
Molecule: messenger RNA, 1191 nt
Organism: Mesocestoides corti
Lineage: Eukaryota; Metazoa; Platyhelminthes; Cestoda; Cyclophyllidea; Mesocestoididae
Source: the annotation of a GenBank genome assembly